UUCCAUUUAACCAAAAAGGAUUGAUUGAGAAGAUGCUUUUGGAGAAAUUGUCUUUUUUAUGAAAUGGGGUGGCACAGACUUAUUUUUUUUAAAUAUGUUAAAAAACAAAAAGCACCCUGAAUAGUUUUAUUGAUUUUCACCGGCAAGCACGUGGUCGUCAGUUUUGAGAUGCCCGUAUCCGAAUUAAAAUACUGAAUUUUUACAAUGCAUCAUAGAAGCGACGAACAAGCCGAUCGACAUAGCUAUAAUCUUCUUCAUGAUGCAGCAGAAGAUGGAAGUCUUGAAAUAGUUCAAGAAUUAAUUGAGCGCCGGGGAGUGAACAUUAAUACAAGGUCUGAAAUCCUUCAGAAAACUGCCAUAUUCAUAUCUUCUCAAAGGGGGCAUCUAGAAGUCGUUAAAUAUUUAGUACGUCAUGGAGCCGCCAUAAAUCACAAAAGUAGAGGUGGUUUUUCACCUCUGUGGAGUGCAGCGUAUAAUGGUCAUUUAGAUGUAGUGGAAUAUCUCGUUGAAAAUGACGCCGACGUCACUACUACAUCGAAUAAUGGUGAUGAUCUUUUAAACGCAGCGUUAAGAGGAGGACAUGACAAUACUUUUAUGUAUCUCAAUCAACUUGGCAUUAAUGUAUACAGAAGACAAGGGAAAAUUAAAAUGCUUCAAAAUGCUGUAUGCGGUGGGAAUUUUAAUCUGGUAAAGUAUAUAGUGGAAAGAUACAAUAUUAACGUCAAGGCUUCUACAUCUUUACAUAAAGCUGCAGAAAAAGGAUAUUUAGAUAUUGUGAAGUAUCUUAUUGAAAAGGGUGCAAGGAUUAAUAUGCCUGUACAAGACAAUGUUACUCCUUUGUAUGCAGCAUGUCAAUCAGGGCAGUUAGAAGUUGUUAAAUUUCUUGUCAAUCAUGGAGCUGAUAUGCAUGCAGCUGUGGGGAAAGGGCGACUGGAAAGAGGGUUAACGCCUCUGGAUAUUGCAAAAGCGUAUGGAAAAACACAGGUGGUUGAGUUCUUGUCAAGCAGGAUUGAUUCUAAUUUGAAAAAUUACCCACAUGUAACAGAAAAUGGUACUAAUAAUGAAAUAAACCCCACAGGUGACACAUCCACUUCGAGUGCACCAGAUUAUGUUGGUUUAAGCAACAAGCAUAAUGCGAUUAUUAAACGUUUCCUAAAUUGUCCAAGUGAUAAGAGCACGCGAGCGCUGCGAAUGUUAAUCAGAAAAGGCAACAUUAAUGUAGUGAAAGUUUUACUUGCAGAGGGGAUUAACAUAAACGGUCGUAUUUUAAACGGCGACACAUUACUUCUGGAAGCAGCAAGAAGUAGUAAUUGUCAAAUGAUACGUUUUUUGGUUGAAAACGGCGCCGAUAUUAACCUAAAUCCACAAGGAAUGGAAGUGCCGUUGUAUUCUGCGUGCAUAAAAGGGAAUUUAAAAGUUGUCAAAAGCCUUGUAGGGCAAGGCGCAGAUGUAAAUUUUGUGUGCCCUCAAACCCAUAGAUUUCCCUUAAAUCACGCGGUAUAUAACAACCAGAGUGAAAUUGUUGAGUAUCUUCUGCAGCAGAACGCCGAUGUGAAUCAGAUAGGUAGAACUAACGGAAAUACGUGUUUACAUCUAGCAGUUAAGAAGAGAAAUCUUGAACUUGUAAAAAUGUUGGUACACUGGGGCGCAAAAGUCAAUGUUUGUAAUAGAGGUGGAUUAACACCUCUACAAAUUGCUGAGAUAGGUUGUCAAACGGAUAUUAUAAAUUUCCUUAAGAAUUUGCCUAGAGGUCAUAAACGGGGUUAUGAUGAUAUGCAGGACAGUAGAAAAAGAUUUAAAAAUGGAGAUGGGGCUGGAGUCGUGGUAAAUAGAGAAUUUGCAGUUGAUGAUUUUGUACAGUCUGGAGAUCAACAUCAUUGUGAGAAAACUAUACAAGCUGAGGACCUCAUUCCUAAAACUAUGCAAGAUACGUUAAAUUCUACUUCUUACAUGGACCGAGUCAGUCUGAUUAGAGACGAAAUAAGGAAUGGUAAUAUUAACAUUGUAAAAUAUUUGCUUUCAAAAGGAACUCAUGUGGAUCAGCGGGUGUUAAAUGGCGAUACUUUGCUGCUUGAAGCGUCAAGAAGUGGCCAGUAUGAUAUAGUCCAGCUAUUAGUUGAAAAAGGAGCAAGUAUAAAUAAAUUCGACCAAGGUAGUGGCAUGCCCUUACAUGCAGCGUGCGCAAAAGGAUACUUUUACAUUGUAAAAUUACUCGUGGAAAAAGGCGCAGAUGUAAAUUUGAACUCGCCAACAACUAAACGUGCACCACUACAUGACGCUGCAUCUCACAACCAAGUAGAAAUCGCCGAGUAUUUACUGAAAAAUAGUGCCAUUAUUAAUAAUCCAACUGUAAGAAGUAAGGACACGCCUUUACACUUGGCAGCCCAGAAAGGAAACCUAGAAAUGGUUAAGUUUUUAGUGUCUAGAAACGCAGAAGUUGGAGCAGUUAACUCGAGGAGGUUAACACCGUUAGGACUUGCCAAUCGAUAUAAAAACGUUGCAGUUAUGCGAUUUUUGAAAGUUUUGCAUAAAUCUUCACAAAACAUUUCGAGUGAAGCGUCUGUGGAAGAGCAAGCUUGUGAGAAUGUUGAAGUUAUGACCCCACAGGAAAAACUUAUUGCGAGUCUUUUGACCGGUGAAGACAAUCCAGACUCUAAUGACGAUUUAAAAAAAGAAAUUCGGAUUGGUAACGUCGCUCUGGUUAAAGAUUUAGUUGCAAAAGGUUUCGACGUCAAUAAACUGAUGUCAGAAGCGUCACGAAGUGGACAUUUAGAAAUUGUACAAUUUUUAGUGGAAAGUGGGGCCAAUGUUGAUGGUACACACUCCUGCGUGACUCCUUUAUAUGCAGCAUGUGAACAAGGAAAUUUUGAUAUAGCGAAAUAUCUCGUCGAGAAAGGUGCUGAUGUUAAUUUCGUGUGUGAGACGAGUAAAACCCCGCCACUGCUUUCAGCGGUCACUGGCAACCAUAAACCACUAGUUGAGUACCUUAUAAGUCACAAUGUCGAUGUGAAUCAGCGAAAUCAAGUAGACGGCAAUGCCCCUCUUCAUGUUACCGCAGAGAAGGGUCUGCUUGAUUUGGUUAAAAUUUUAGUCGAAAGUGGUGGAGAACUGGACGUUGUCAAUAAAUUGGGGCUAACGCCGCUGGAAUUGGCUGAAAAAAACAACCAAUCGGACGUUAUACAGUUCCUGAAGGGUGUCAAUGAUGACGUAGAGAUCGUCUCAGAAGCUAGCACAGUUCCGGUAAGCGAUGCCACGUCUCUACACAAAGCGAUACAAGGUGGCCACUUAGACACAGCGAAAUUUUUAAUAGUAACAGCAGCAGAUGUCAAUACUUUGAAUGAAUUCGGCGACACGCCUCUGACUCUCGCCAUACAAGAAGGAUACACCGAGUGUGUCAACCUGUUACUAAAUCAUGGCGCUGAGGUUAACACCAAAGGUGCUUAUAACCCAUUGUGGGAGGCCGUGAGACUCGGCGAUCUUGACAUAAUCAAGAGUCUGGUGGCUAAAGGUGCCAACGUCAACGAGCAGCAAAACGGUGAAACCCUCCUUCAUAAAACCGCUAGAAGCGGCCAAUACGAAAUCGUCGAGUUUUUAGUGACAAAUCAAGCCGUCGUCAACGUCGUGAACCAACAAGGCUUGACUCCUCUGUACUUCGCGUCAAAAGAAGGCCACUACAAGAUCGUCAGUUUUCUCUUGAAAGUAGGAGCCGACGUUAACUUAUCUGAUUCCAACGCGUUUACACCUCUUCAUGGAGCAGUCAGUGUCAACCAUCUCAGAAUAGUGCGGCUUUUACUCGAGAAUAAAAGCAACGUGAACAAGCAAUUUACACAUGGUGAUAGCGUGUUGCACUUGGUUGCAGAAACUGGUAACCAUUUAAUUUUUGAAACUCUAGUGAAGGCUGACAAUGUGAAUGUGAAUAUUAUUAAUGCGAAAGGAUUGACGCCUUUGUAUGUCGCAUCGAAUCGAGGGCAUCUGAAAAUUGUUGACUUGCUAAUAAGUAGGAAAGCUGUUGUCAGUCUGGGGAAAUCCAUGACUUUUGCACCUAUACAUGGCGCAGCAGCGGGUGGAUUUGUGGAAGUGGUUAGGUUUCUUGUGGAGAAGGGAGCCAAUGUGCGGGAAGCUUCCGCCACUGGUGAUACAGCUCUUCAUAAGGCGGCCCAAGGUGGACACUUAGAUGUUGUGAGGUAUCUUGUGCAGAAAAGAAUUGAUGUCAUGGCUGUCAAUCAUGAUGGGAAGACCGCGAUGGGCGUGGCCGCGCAGGAAGGACACAUGCAAGUUGUAAAUUUCUUCAUUAAGUUUAAUAAAUCCGAUCCUAUACUUGUGGAGUGAUUCAACUUUUGUGAUAAAAUCAUUGUGAAUAAGUAGGAAACUAUCUUUUAGUUUUGUUAUAAUUUUGUUGUUUCAACUGUAUUUACAUUUUGAUAUUUUCCAAAUGUAUAAAACGUAUUUUUAAUAAUA
Molecule: messenger RNA, 4458 nt
Organism: Zophobas morio
Lineage: Eukaryota; Metazoa; Arthropoda; Insecta; Coleoptera; Tenebrionidae
Product: serine/threonine-protein phosphatase 6 regulatory ankyrin repeat subunit C-like
Exons: 2
Coding region: 205-4329 (1374 amino acids)
Molecular function (GO): protein binding
Source: RefSeq, a predicted model, not a curated record